UAAGUCGUGCUAGUCUCUAUGUCACCGCGACAUUCAUAACAGUAAGUCGUGCUAGUCUCUCCGUCACCGCGACAUUCAUAACAGUAAGUCGUGCUAGUCUCUAUGUCAUCGCGACAUUCAUAACAGUAAGUCAUGCUAAUCUGCUGGCUGGACUGGUCAACGUGCUGACGGACAUCGUGUGGAAGAACACCAUAGACUGGUAUGCGGGUAACGCAGGCUGUAAGAUUGUACGCUAUAGUCAGAGUGUGGUCACGUACGCUUCAACGUACGCUCUGGUUGCCUUAAGUUUGGAUCGACUCAAUGCCAUAGCCAGGCCCCUCAGUUUCAGUGGAGAUCGAUUACGCAUCCGAGUUCUCAUUGGUCUGGCCUGGGGCUUCGCUCUGGUUUUCUCAAUUCCGAUGUUGGUCAUCAACCGACUGAUGCUCAUCAGUGGCAAGUGGCAGUGCUGGAUCAUGUUCCCUCAGCCCUGGUUCUGGAAG
Molecule: messenger RNA, 479 nt
Organism: Candidula unifasciata
Lineage: Eukaryota; Metazoa; Mollusca; Gastropoda; Stylommatophora; Geomitridae
Source: the annotation of a GenBank genome assembly